This is a messenger RNA of Pelobates fuscus (common spadefoot toad), 5956 nucleotides long. It is a transcript of the gene ADAMTSL3, whose product is annotated as ADAMTS like 3. Bases 300 to 5591 code for a protein of 1763 amino acids. The record is from RefSeq and is a predicted model, not a curated record. Gene Ontology annotation, molecular function: metalloendopeptidase activity. The transcript is spliced from 31 exons. Gene Ontology annotation, biological process: extracellular matrix organization; proteolysis. Gene Ontology annotation, cellular component: extracellular matrix. Lineage: Eukaryota; Metazoa; Chordata; Amphibia; Anura; Pelobatidae.
CAUUUGCAUUCAGUUGCUUGACUGGUGCAGGAGCUUCAAGCUGUAUUCAGGAGCAGCGAGUCUCCUGCUGGGGGUUACAGCUGUGCCGUACACUGUGUGAUUGCAAUGAUUGGCCUAUGCUCCCAGCCAGGUCCUGAAAGAUCACAGGAGGUCAUGAAGAUCUGAAGAUUCUUUUCUCCUUGCGCUGCCUACAGUGUGUCUUAUCCCUGUAUACUGUAGAUAUUUUUGCAGUGGUGUAGACGUGGGAGCCAACCUCACAGAAGAUUAAAAAGAGAACGAGGAGGUACUGUGAUAUCAAGAUGCCCAUGGUAAUGGUGGCAGCGUGGCUAGUGUCGGUAUUUUUCGGUUACCAGGUUGCAGGAGCAGAGCAAGCCCAAGGAGCUUACUUUUUGCCAGAGUUUGCACUUUCCCCACAAGGAAGUUUUCUAGAAGACACAACGGGAGAGCAGUUCCUUACGUAUCGGUUUGAUGAUCAGACAUCUCGAAGUACCCGUUCAGAAGAUAAUAAGGACAACGGCUGGGAUGCAUGGGGAUCUUGGAGUGACUGUUCCCGUACUUGUGGUGGAGGAGCCUCUUACUCUUUACGGAGAUGUCUGAAUGGCAGGAGUUGUGAAGGUCGAAAUAUUCGCUACAAGACAUGCAGCAAUAAUGAUUGUCCUUCUGAUGUUGGGGACUUCAGGGCACAACAGUGUUCAGCUCACAAUGAUGUAAAGUACCAAGGACAGUUUUAUGAGUGGCAUCCGGUGUAUAAUGAUGUCACUGCGCCCUGUGCUCUAAAGUGCCAAGCUGUUGGCAAGAACUUGGUAGUGGAACUCGCUCCUAAAGUCCUUGAUGGUACCCGUUGUAACACAGACUCCUCAGAUAUGUGCAUCAGUGGGAUUUGCCAGGCAGUGGGAUGUGAUCGGCAGCUUGGGAGCAACGCCAAGGAAGACAAUUGUGGAGUAUGUGCUGGAGAUGGUUCUACAUGCAGGCUGGUGAGGGGACAGUCAAAAUUCCACGUCACCCCAGAAAAAAGAGAAGAAACUGUGAUUGCUGUACCUCAUGGGAGCAGAAGCGUGAGAAUUACAGUAAAGGGACCAGAUCACGUUUUUAUUGAAUCGAAAACCUUGCAGGGGGACACUGGUGAACACAGCUUCAGUACGCCUGGAAGUUACAUUGUAGAAAACACAACCGUUGAAUUUCAGAAGGGUCCCGAAAGGGAAAUAGUAAAGAUUCCAGGUCCACUGCGGGCAGAUUUUAUAAUGAAGAUCAGGUACGUCUCUCCUAAAGACAGCGUGGUGCAAUUCUUUUUCUACCAACCCAUUAGUCAUCAGUGGAGACAGACUGACUUCUUUCCAUGUACAGUAACCUGCGGGGGAGGAUACCAGUUGAAUUCAGCCGAAUGUAUUGACAUUCGAUUAAACCGCACUGUUCCUGACCAUUACUGUCAUUAUUAUCCUGAAAACAAGAAGCCAAAGCCCAAACUGAAGGAAUGUAGCAUGGAUCCCUGUCCUUCCAGCGACGGAUUUAAGGAAAUUAUGCCCUACGACCAUUUCCAGCCUCUCCCACGUUGGGAACACAAUCCCUGGACAGCGUGCUCUGUUUCCUGUGGCGGAGGCAUUCAGAGGAGGAGUAUUGUGUGUGUGGAGGAGACAAUGCACGGGGAGCUCCUGCAGGUGGAGGAGUGGAAAUGCAUGUAUGCUCCUAAGCCCACCAUUAUGCAGACUUGCAACCUCUUCGACUGUCCAAAAUGGAUGGCCAUGGAGUGGUCACAGUGCACAGUGACAUGUGGUCGAGGCUUGCGCUACAGAGUGGUGUUGUGUAAUGACCAUCGGGGACAGCAUACAGGCGGAUGUAACCCGCAGCUUAAACCACACAUAAAGGAAGAAUGUGUUGUUCCAGUGCCAUGUUUAAAACCAAGGGAAAAAUUCCCAGUGGAAGCUAAGCAUCCUUGGCUCAAGCAAGCACAGGAGCUGGAGGAAACAAGAACAGCAUCAGAUCAGCCAACGUUCAUUCCAGAAGCCUGGUCUCCUUGUAGUGCUACUUGUGGUCGCGGUGUACAAGUUCGGGAGGUAAAAUGCCGUAUCCUUCUGACGUUUACUCAGACCGAACUGGAUCUGCCAGACGAAGAAUGCGAGGACGAUAAACCAACUACAGAAAGACCUUGCAAUGUGCAUCCCUGUGCGGGAGAAUAUGUGGACCAAGCUCCAGAACUUCCAUCUGAAAAUGUGGAAUCCACCGGGAUCUACGACUGGGAAUAUAUUGGUUUCACAUCCUGUUCUAGCACUUGCUCUGGUGGAAGGCAAGAAGCAAUAGCCGUAUGCCUUAAUGUCCAGACAAAGCAAACUGUCAACAAUACCCUCUGUGAUAGCUCCAUGCGUCCACCGGCAAUGACGAGAGUCUGCAACUCCAAACUGUGUCCACCGAGGUGGAAGACUGGUUUGUGGGGUCCAUGCUCGGCCACCUGCGGAGUUGGGAUACAAACUAGAGAUGUGCAGUGUUCCGGUCUAACAGAGUCUUCUAAUAAUCCGGAACAGGAAUGUACUGAUACCAUGCCUACCGCCAUUCAGGCCUGUAACCAGAUAGACUGCCCACCAGCAUGGCAUGCAGAGGACUGGCAACCGUGUUUACGAACAUGUGGAGGUGGUGUCCAGAACCGCAGAGUGAGCUGUAAACAGCUGUUGGCAGAUGGGAGCUUUAUGAAGCUUUCAGAGGAGCUUUGCCAGAUGCCCAAACCAACUAGUCAUAAGCCAUGUGGAAAGACAGACUGUGCCCCGCAGCUCAUUGUAGGAGAGUGGUCCAAGUGCUCGGUAAGAUGUGGUGUUGGAAUCCAGAGACGGAAGGUAGCAUGUCACAAGAUAACAGUCAAUGGCCAACAGGUCCUUCUCAAUGUAUCAUUCUGUCAUGGACUCCCUGCGCAUGCACUCAUUAGAUCAUGCCACAUGACUUCCUGCCAGAGAAGUAAACAACAUCCAACAAAACAAGAAACUCCGGAAAUCCUCAGCAUUCGCCGCGUUUACAUUCAGACAAGACAAGAAAAGCGCAUAAAUUUUACUAUUGGGAGCAGAGCUUAUUUGCUUCCCAAAACAUCAGUAGUAAUCAAGUGUCCGGUGCGAAAAUUCCAAAAGUCACUUAUUAAAUGGGAAAAAGAUGGACAGCCCUUGAGACCUUCAAAGAAGCUCGGCAUAACAAAAUCUGGCUCAUUAAAGAUACACAACUUAGAGGUUCAGGAUAUUGGAGUUUACAAGUGUAUUGCUGGUCCUGCUUAUGAAACCUUUGUUCUUAAACUCAUUGGUACUAAUAACAGACUUCUAGAGCCUCCACAUUUUGAAAAAGAUCUUAAUGAACCAAACCGAUUAGGAGCAAAAUGGUACAAAAUGAGUAAGAUGUGGGAGUCCUGGAAUAAGAAAAACAAUUUAUAUAUGGAAGAUAGUCAUGUCCGGGAUGACAUGGUUCUAAGAAAUCUUGAAACUCUUGUGACAAAUUCUGCUGAAAUGUAUGGAUCCCAAGAAUUUAGAGAUAAGAGGCUGGAAGCAGCUGUCCUGCAGGGCGCUUAUAGCAUGGACACUGUCCAGUUUGAGGCUCUUGUGAAGAACAUGAGUCAACUUAUUGAAGCUGGAGAGAUAAGUGAUGACUUUGCAAGCCAAAUAAUAUCCCACGUAGUGAUGGAAUUAUCGAAGCCUCAUUCUCCGGUGGAAAAAUGGAAGACAUCCAGUGAAGAUAAUGUGUCAGAUCUCAAGCUUGUUGCCAAAGAGCCAAAUACCUCUGAGCAUUUCAAUGGUAAAGUCUCCGAAAAGAACGAAAACAAGCAACGGUUACUGAUUACUCGCAAGCCAAAACAUGGUCACAUAUUGUCUUCUAAUAGAACUUUACAUUUAAUUAUUGGGAAUAGUGCCUUAAUCACCAACAACACACUUUUUAUUAUCAUUCAUUGUGAGGUGGAUGGAGAUUCCAAGACAAAAUUUACUUGGACCAAAAAUGGUGAAGCAUUGAUGUUAUCUGACAAGAUUUUCCUGGAAAACGGUGGGAAGCUACAUAUACGCAGUCCAAGUAUUAAAGAUAUGGGUUCUUACGAAUGCGCAAUAUUUGAUGAUCGUGGCUCUGAUGUGGAAACAUCCAAUCUGUUUUACGCAGAACAGCCUGUCAUCCAAGCCUCCAGAACAAAUGUCAGCAAGUUAGAUGGCAGCAGUAUCUUCUCAAUUGUGGGUGGUACUGUGACUACGAGACCAGGGGGUAAUGUGAUGCUGGCAUGUCCCACAACCGGCUUACCUCGUCCAAAGAUUACUUGGUUGAAGAAAGAAUACCCCAUGGCAAAUAAUUCAUAUGUGUAUGCCAAUGGUUCUCUGCUACUCACAAAUGCAUCAACUGAAAACCAAGGAACGUACAUCUGCAUAGCAACAAACGCUGUUGGAAAAACAGUAGCAGCCUCCUUUCUUCACUUAUCUGAUCAAAAGCUAGAAGACUCUUAUGGUGACCAGUCCAAUGGGAAAGUAAAGGCACGGUUUGUAAUGGCAUCUACUAGAGGAGCAACUGUCAUGGGACAAUCUGGUGACCUGAUUCGCCUAGGUUGCCCUGUGCAGACAAACAAUCCGUCAACCAUUCACUGGUUUCUUAAAAAACAACCAAUGGAAGGAAUUAAAGGCUUAAAAUACAGGCUACUGGUAUCUGGUCGAGUGUUAGAAAUCAAACCCUUAUCAGAGGAAUAUGCAGGAGAGUACAGAUGUUGGACUUCAAACAAUUCAAGAACAAUAUCUGCAUGGGUUAACCUUACUCUUGAAGUCUACAGUCUAAAAUAUGGAGAGUGGGCGCCUUGCACAGCUUCAUGUGGAAAUGCUGGUAUCCAGUUCAGAUCUCAACAUUGUGUAAGUGCCGAAGGGUACAGAGUCAACUUCUCACUGUGUUCACAUCUGGAGCCACUGAUGAACACCUCUCAACCAUGCAACAUACAAGACUGUCCAGCAAGAUGGUUUGCUGGUUCGUGGUCUGACUGUCCUGCAUCUUGCGGCACAGGGUUCCAUCAGAGACAUGUAACUUGCCAACAAACAAAGUCGGAUGGCGUUAUCAAAACUCUACCCUUGCAUUUAUGUGGAUACACUAGUCGCCCGGCGGCACGGAAGCCAUGUUCCUCUGAGGCUUGCAUGGAGUGGAAAGCUCAUUCUUGGGGGCAGUGUUUAAAUCGUUGUGUCGGUCAAGGAAUGGGUUUACAAAAUCGCCACAUAGUGUGUCAGCACCAGAAUGGAAGCACCGUGCCAGAUACUUACUGUGACAGGAGGAAGAGGCCAGCUGCCAGGAGAAAUUGUCCUUCAGAGAUGUGCGAUGUGUAUUGGAGGACAGGUCCUUGGCGAUCUUGCACAGCAGCCUGUGGAAAUGGCUUUCAGUCUCGCCGCGUAGACUGCAUACAUCGGAAAAAUGGCAAGGCUGUGGCUGACCAAUAUUGCGUGUGGAAACGAAGGCCUACAACUUGGCAGCACUGCAAUAUUACAUCCUGUGGAAAAGGAGAAUGCAAGGACACAACUCACUACUGUACUUUUGUAAAACAACUUAAGUUAUGCUUAGUAGAUCUCUACAAACAGAGGUGUUGUGAAUCAUGUAAAGGAGCAGAUCUUUCGUGAAUAAAGCGUGCUCUGCAGGAAACGAAGAGAUGGGAAGAAUCCUUCUAAUUUGUAUAAAACUUGUACAUUAUGGAAGAUAAACACUUCCUGGUCUACUUAAUGGAAAUUCAUUGGAUGCUUCCAAAAACAUAGUAUUUCCAUGGAUGGUUCUUUCAAUUAUUUCUUAGGCUGAAGACAAUUAAAACUGUCUCUGUUGUCAGUCAUGAUCAUUCUGAAAGAGUUCCCAACAAAGACGCCAUGUUGUUUAUGCUUAGAGAUAUAAACCUGAAUUUUGACUGGAAAAAAAAAAGAAUAAGUAAAUUUGAAGGGAAAGCUUGAUCUGAAGUCAAGGUCUAAAAAAAAUAAAAUAUUUUUUUUGUUUUUUU